UCACGACAACAAAAAAAAAAAAAAAAAAAAAAAAAGAUAAAACUUUCCCAGAUCCACAAACCCACCCAUGUCUCUCUCCGUUUUCACAACAAUGGCGAGAUCCAGUAGAAUCUGAUCCAAUCUAAUCUAGGGUUCCAAGAAAUGGAGUCCGAACUCAAAGAUCUGAAACCUAAAUCGGCCCCUGAACCACCUAGGGCGGAGCCAAUCGACGAUCGCUCCACCAAGGACGAUCGUCCCCUCCUGAAAUCGGACUCGAUCCCGAGCACGAGCCCGGCCUCCCAAUCGCCACGCUCUUCCGACAACUUGGAAGAGCUCGAGAAGAAAUACGCCGCGUAUGUGCGCAGCGACGUGUACGGCACCAUGGGACGCGGCGAACUGCCGUGGACGGAGAAGCUGCUGCUCGGAGCUGCGCUGGUGACGCUGGUUCCGAUACGUGUGGUUUUGGCGCUGGUUAUAUUGGUUUUCUAUUACUUGAUUUGUAGGGUUUGCACCAUGUUUUUGGCUCCGAAUCGGGAGGAGGAACAGGAGGACUAUGCGCAUAUGGGUGGGUGGAGGAGGGCCGUCAUUGUUCAGUCCGGGAGGUUUCUUUCUAGGGUUAUGCUUUUCGUUCUAGGGUUUUAUUGGAUUAAAGAUACCUAUCGAAAGCCCGAUGACGCUGGCGAAAAUUUGAAUGCCGAGGCUGAGGCCAGAGAUGAAUCUGAAGAACCCGAACGACCUGGGGCAAUUAUUUCUAACCAUAUAUCUUAUUUGGAUAUAUUGUAUCACAUGUCCUCCUCAUUUCCAAGUUUUGUUGCAAAGAGAUCAGUGGCUAAACUUCCUCUAGUUGGUCUCAUCAGUAAGUGCCUUGGAUGUGUUUAUGUCCAGCGAGAGUCAAAAGCAUCCGACUUCAAGGGAGUUUCUGGUGUUGUCAAUGAAAGAGUUCGAGAAGCUCAUCAGAAUAAGUUUGCCCCAAUGAUGAUGCUUUUUCCAGAGGGCACAACUACAAAUGGAGAUUUCCUCCUCCCAUUUAAGACUGGUGCAUUUUUGUCAAAAGUUCCGGUGCUUCCUGUGAUUUUGAGAUAUCCAUACCAGAGAUUCAGUCCUGCCUGGGACUCCAUAUCUGGGGUGCGCCAUGUGAUUCUUCUUCUCUGUCAAUUUGUAAAUCACAUUGAGGUUAAGCAGUUACCUGUUUACCACCCCUCACAACAGGAAAAGGAUGAUCCGAAACUUUAUGCUGAUAAUGUGCGAAAGUUGAUGGCUUGCGAGGGUAAUCUGAUAUUGUCAGAUAUUGGUUUGGCAGAGAAACGAAUAUAUCAUGCUGCUCUCAAUGGUUUGUUUUGACAACGGUAAUUUGGAUUCUUCCUCUGUAUAUUCAUUCUAUGAUUCUAUUACGUACAAAGAACUAAAAAAUUGUAUAGAAAAUAUGCUCCGAAUGAGCAUUCUUACUGUCUCAUCAGUUGAAUAUGUAUCUAUCUGGAAUAUUGUUGCGGAGCUCAGUGGCACUUUAAAAGCUGGCACUUUCCUGAGGUUUGCACAUUUCCUGUUUGGCUUAAUAGAGAUCCGGAGAGUCAAUCUAGUUGGUUAGUGUGUGUUUUGGUUUAAUCCAGCAGCUAUUGUUGCCUUAUAACUUCUGUUGUAAUGCUUUGAAGGUCACACUAGUUUAGGGUUGUUGGUCUGUUUUACCUGAACUGGCACCUCACUAAUUAAUUUCCUUGAUAAGGAGCUGUAAUUUUGGUUUGCCAAUGGCCUUUGUAUGUACUAUAUCAGUGUUUGUUUACCAGCUGCUUCUACCAUGUGUAUUUAGAGCUCUAUGUGGUGGAGCCAAGUCUGAGGAAUCAAAUAUGUCAGUUACUACUUUUAGCUCAUUAUAA
Messenger RNA from Cornus florida, 1850 nucleotides. Its product is annotated as lysophospholipid acyltransferase LPEAT1. The record is from RefSeq and is a predicted model, not a curated record. Gene Ontology annotation, cellular component: endoplasmic reticulum. The coding region runs from base 142 to 1320 and encodes 392 amino acids. The transcript is spliced from 9 exons. Gene Ontology annotation, molecular function: lysophosphatidylethanolamine acyltransferase activity. Gene Ontology annotation, biological process: phospholipid metabolic process. Lineage: Eukaryota; Viridiplantae; Streptophyta; Magnoliopsida; Cornales; Cornaceae.